AUGGGCACGACACUCAGGGAUAAUACUCUCAGCUUACCUCAACGAUUUAUUGGUCAUCGGCAAGUCAGCGGCGGCAACGUUAAAGAACACGACCAAGGUACUACAAAAACUAACGAGUUUUGGUUUCUUAAUCAACCACAAGAAAUCACAACUAACUCCUGUUCAGUGUAUUCAGCACCUAGGAUUUCUGAUCAACACGGACACCACGACACUAACGGUACCAACAGCCAAUAUACGAGACAUACGACGAGCGGCCCAAUAGCUACUGCAUCAGUCAUCAGUCAAGUUGACGGCUUUGACAUCAUUCGUAGGGAAGGCUCUAGCAACAUCAUUAGCAGUGUUUCCAGCACGUUUGCACACCCGUCAAUUAAUACAACAGGCCAAUAUAUUGCGUCAUUCGAAACGCCCAUCCAUUACACUGAUACCUCCAGCCAAGCAGAAUUUACUAUGGUUGAUUCAACACCUGCAGCAAUGGAAUUGUCAUUCCUUCAUCCCGUAGAAAAGUCACCACGAACUGUACACCGAUGCGUCUAUGACCGGAUGGGGAAUAGUAGAUGGUACCAGCGUUAUGAACGUAAUUUAUUUCAUCGUCCACAACCCAAAUUACCAUGGGCAAGCAAUUCAAAUCUAUUGCGCCAAUUUAACCGUCGUGUCUUAUAUCAACCAUUUUGGCGGAACUCGAUCCCAACCGUUACUAGACUUAACACAGCGAUUAUAGCAGGAAUGCUUGAAGACCAACACCCGUAUCAAAGUGGACUACGUAGCAACGAUGUUCAACCCCGCGGACACGCCAUCACGCCAACAACUGGACCAAAAAUUGAAGUGGAGCUUGACACCCACCAUAUUUCACCAAUUAGACCAACUUUGGGGACGCCACACGAUCGACCUCUUUGCUACUUGGCACAACAACAAAUGCUUACAAUUCGUGACCUGGAAAUUUGA
This is a messenger RNA of Mucor mucedo, 942 nucleotides long. RefSeq lists its product as uncharacterized. Lineage: Eukaryota; Fungi; Mucoromycota; Mucoromycetes; Mucorales; Mucoraceae. The record is from RefSeq and is a predicted model, not a curated record. The transcript has 2 exons. The coding region runs from base 1 to 942 and encodes 313 amino acids.